Messenger RNA from Dama dama (fallow deer), 1954 nucleotides. It is a transcript of the gene ZNF692, whose product is annotated as zinc finger protein 692. Lineage: Eukaryota; Metazoa; Chordata; Mammalia; Artiodactyla; Cervidae. Gene Ontology annotation, molecular function: chromatin insulator sequence binding. Bases 138 to 1772 code for a protein of 544 amino acids. Gene Ontology annotation, cellular component: chromosome; kinetochore. The transcript is spliced from 13 exons. The record is from RefSeq and is a predicted model, not a curated record. Gene Ontology annotation, biological process: regulation of transcription by RNA polymerase II.
GCGCGCGCAAGCAGCCUUCCCCUCUCCCCUUCCCCCCAAGCCCCGGAGCCAGUUCCAGGCUGGAGUCACCGACGCGAAGGGGGACGGGUUCCUCUUAAAAGAGAAACACCGGCGGCGCGCGCGAGGGCCUGGUACUCAUGGCGGCCUCCCCUGCGGACGCGUCCCGCAGGCGGCGGGAGAAGCGGCGGCAGUUGGAUGCGCGCCGCAGCAAGUACCGCAUCCGCCUGGGUGGCCAUAUGGAGCAGUGGUGCCUCCUCAAGGAGCAGCUGGGCUUCUCCUUGCACUCGCAGCUGGCCAAGUUCCUGUUGGAUCGGUACACUUCUUCAGGCUGUGUUCUCUGUGCAGGUCCUGAGCCUGUGGCCCCCAAGGAACUGCAGUAUCUGGUGCUUCUAUCUCACGCUCACAGCCGAGAGUGCAGCCUGGUUCCUGGGCUGCGGGGACCUGGGGGCCAAGAUGGGGGGCUUGUGUGGGAGUGUUCAGCCGGCCACACCUUCUCCUGGAGCCCCUCUUCAGGCCCCAAAUCUCCAGAGGAGCCAAAUCCGACCCCUCUUCCAAGUACUGACGAGAGGAGCUGGUGCCCAGAGGCCAGGAGUGGGCAGGAGCCUGCCGGUUUGGAAUCUAACUGUGAUGAGAGGGCUCAGGAGGCCAGGAUGCCCAGGGGUGCGGGACCCCCACCAGAGACCUUCCCAUCCCUCGGAGAAGAUGGGGAAGAGGAAGAGGAGGAUGAAGAGGAGAUGCUCAGUGAUGCUAGUCCCUGGACCUACAGCUCCUCCCCAGAUGACAGUGAGCCAGAUGUCCCCAAACCACCCCCUUCCCCUGUCACCCAUGCACCUAAGGAUGGGGAGAUACCCCCGGCCCCUGCAGCCAUCCCAGCUCCUCUUGCUUCGCCAUCCUCAUCAGCAUCCUCCUUGGGUUCUGGAGCUCCUAGGCCUGUAGAAGUCAGGAUACAGCCAGAGCUCAGGGGGACCCCUCAAGCAGACCAGCAGACUGAGCCCCUGGCCAGCCCUGGGAGUCAGGCUCAGUCUGCUCUGGCCUCGGCAUGGGAUGAGGACACUGCUCAGAUUGGCCCCAAGAGAAUUAGGAAAGCUGCCAGAAGAGAGCUGCUGCCCUGUGACUUCCCUGGCUGUGGAAGGAUCUUCUCAAACCGGCAGUAUUUGAAUCACCACAAGAAAUACCAGCACAUCCACCAAAAGUCCUUCUCCUGCCCAGAGCCAGCCUGUGGGAAGUCCUUUAACUUUAAGAAACACCUGAAGGAGCAUGUGAAGCUGCACAGUGGAUAUACAGAGCGGUGGUUGGGCAGAAGACUACAGGAUGCCAUGGAAAGGAUGGCUGUCUCCUCUGCUGCAGGAGGUGCAGAAAAACCAUACCAGGCCUACACCCGAGACUACAUUUGUGAGUUCUGCGCCCGGUCUUUCCGCACCAGCAGCAACUUGGUCAUCCACCGGCGCAUCCACACUGGAGAGAAACCCCUACAGUGUGAGAUCUGCGGGUUUACCUGCCGCCAGAAGGCAUCCCUGAAUUGGCACCGGCGCAAGCACGCAGAGACAGUGGCUGCCUUGCGAUUCCCCUGUGAGUUCUGCGGCAAGCGCUUUGAGAAGCCAGACAGUGUUGCAGCUCAUCGCAGCAAAAGCCACCCUGCCUUGCUCUUGGCCCCACAAGAACUAUCUGGUCCACUGGAUUCCUGUUCCAGCAUCUUGGCCUCUGCAUCCCUGGGGGCCAGUGAAGGAUCCAGGUCCUCUCUGGCUCCUCAGGCUCCCAUGCUGCUCCCUUAGCAGCAAGUAUUCUCCAGAAUUUGGGGGAUCCAGGGACUGGAAAGGAGCAAGAAGGGCCAGAUGCCUGGUGUCCAGGAACUAGGGUGAUGGGGAAUGCAGGGCAGGGGCAAGGCCGGAUUUUAGGGGAACCAGGCUACUUGAGUCUUUCUAAAGGACAGAAUAAACCCAGUAUUUUACAUAGA